Arachis stenosperma is the source of this 762-nucleotide messenger RNA. RefSeq lists its product as uncharacterized. The record is from RefSeq and is a predicted model, not a curated record. The transcript is spliced from 2 exons. The coding region runs from base 1 to 762 and encodes 253 amino acids. Lineage: Eukaryota; Viridiplantae; Streptophyta; Magnoliopsida; Fabales; Fabaceae.
AUGAAGAAGAAGCUACAGAGAAGCAUGGAAACAACAAUAAAGAAGAGAUCCCUGCCCCCAUCCUCACCAAAGCCAAUCUUGAAGCCUUAUGUGUCAAAGGCACCAUAUCCUCAGAGGCUGAGGAAAGAUGGGAAGGAUGGCCAGUUCUCUAGAUUCUUAGAGAUCUUCAAAAAGCUCCAAAUCAACAUACCAUUUGCUGAAGCAUCGGAGCAAAUGCCACUUUAUGCCAAAUUUUUGAAGGAGCUCAUGACAAGAAAAAGAAACUGGAAAGAAAAGGAGACCAUAGUGCUAACUGAGGAGUGUAGUGUAAUCAUACAAAAGAAGCUCCCUCAGAAAAUGAAAGACCCAGGGAGUUUCCAAAUCCCCUACAUCAUAGGGGAUAUCAAUAUUGAGAAAGCCUUGUAUGAUUUGGGAGCUAGCAUCAAACUCAUGUUCCUAACCAUGAUGAGGAGGAUGAAGAUUGAGGAAGCCAAGCCAAUGAGAAUGGCACUCCAAUUGGCUGACAAAACAAUCAAGUUUCCACAUGGGGUAGUGGAGGACUUGUUGGUGAAAGUGGGAGAAUUCAUUUUCCUAGCUGACUUUGUUGUGCUGCUGGAUAUGGAAGAAGAAGCUAACACAUCAAUCAUCAUCGGAAGGCCAUUUCUAGCUACUGCUGGAGCCAUCAUUGAUGUGCAAAAAGGGAAACUAGUCUUGAGAUUACAUGAAGAGAAGAUGGUCUUCAACGUCUUUAGGGCAAUGAGUUACCCCAAGGAACCCAUAUGA